UCGUUUGAUUCAUAGAAUACGUUCGUACAAUGUACACGCCGUUAAUGCGCAGGGAACGCGUUGGUACGGUUUAGGGUAAAGAAGUGAGGGGUUGACGGACUGACCGACGACAUUUCCCCCUUCCCAAGCCGUUGAAAUGCUCCUAAGAUCAAGUAUAUAGUGUCUGUAACAACAGUGUUGCCAUGGCAGCUAACAUGUAUCGGGUUGGAGAUUACGUGUAUUUUGAGACAUCAUCUUCACAGCCGUACCUGAUUCGACGAAUUGAAGAACUGAACAAGACCGCAAGCGGAAAUGUGGAAGCCAAAGUUGUCUGUUUCUACAGGAGAAGAGACAUUCCAAGCUCCCUCAUCCAGCUAGCUGAUAAGCAUGCUUUGGCCCUCGAAGAUGAACAAGAGGAGACCCUGGAGGAGUUGUCGGAGAAACAGCGCCACCAGCUGAAGCAUCGGGAGCUCUUCCUGUCACGCCAGCUGGAGACGCUGCCAGCGACCCACAUCCGGGGGAAGUGCACUGUCACCUUGCUGAAUGAGACAGAGUCUCUCCUUUCGUAUCUGUCCAAAGAGGAUGCUUUCUUCUAUUCCUUGGUCUAUGACCCCCAGCAAAAAACCCUCUUGGCUGAUAAGGGUGAGAUCCGCGUCGGUCCCCGCUACCAGGCAGAGAUUGCAUCAAUGCUUGUCGAAGAUGAGGGGGACAACCGAGAUUUGGCUAAACUAGAGACUAAAGUCUGGCACCCAGACCACAGCCUCCAUGAUCGUCAGAUUGACCAGUUCCUAAUCUUAGCAAGGUCUGUUGGUACAUUUGGUCGAGCUCUAGACUGCAGCAGUUCAGUCCGUCAACCUAGCCUCCAUAUGAGUGCUGCGGCAGCAUCAAGGGAUAUCACACUGUUCCAUGCCAUGGACAUGCUGCACAGCCAAGGCUACGAGAUCACCAAGGCAGUCUCAGCCCUGGUUCCCACCGGGGGGCCGGUCAUCUGCCAUGACCAGCUGGAGGAAUGGUCCGCCUCUGAGGCCAACCUCUUUGAAGAAGCCCUGGAGAAAUACGGCAAGGACUUCAAUGACAUCAGACAAGACUUUCUCCCUUGGAAAACACUGAAGAGCAUAGUAGAGUAUUACUACAUGUGGAAGACCACAGAUCGCUACGUCCAGCAGAAACGUCUCAAGGCGGCCGAGGCAGAGAGCAAACUCAAGCAAGUCUACAUCCCCAACUAUAACAAGCCCAACCCCAACCAGAUCCCCAGCAAGCCCAACAUCACUCUUGGAAGCCAGAUGGGUGUAGGAGGGGCACCAGGCAUGCCCCCUGGGGUCACCCCUGGCUGUAGGGCCUGUGAAAGCUGCUACGCAAGUUCCUCUUAUCAGUGGUAUUCCUGGGGACCUGCCAACAUGCAGUGUCGUCUCUGUGCCACCUGCUGGAUCUAUUGGAAGAAAUGCGGUGGCCUCAAAAUGCCAACUCGACUUGAUGGCGACCGUCCAGGACCUCUACGUAACCGCCCUGAACGCCCCCAGGGUAUGGGCACAUUUGGCAUGCAUCGCCCAUUCCGUUGUACCAUCAGUGGCUGUGGCAAGGAGUUCAAGCUGAAGGCACACCUAGCCCGCCACUGCCAAACUGUCCAUGGACUGACCAUCCGCACCAGUGGGCCCCGAGCCCUGGGCCUGAAGACUCGCCAGGCCUUUUAUCUCUUCACCACACCACUGACCAGGCUGUCCCGCACCGUCUGUCCUAACCUGCUGAACAUACGCCACGCUGCCCGCAGUCCGUUUGAACCCAUCAACAUCGCUGCCAUUAAGCAAGCCUGUCAAGUGCUCAUUCCGGAAGGAGAAAGCAAAGCGAAGAGGUUCAAGGCUCGUAACUGGCCUAAGGUGGAUGUGGUCGUCACUAAACUACAAGGAAUGUUAGAAGCCAGCAGGAAGAGUGGACGAGAUUUAGCUGAUGGGCGCAGUGCAAGCACCUCAGGAACCAGCAGCCAGCAGGCCAUGUGGUCCAAGGGAGGACGCUCUGACCUGAAGGACACCUCGUCCAUCAGCACCAUCUCCCCAACCAUGAUGAGGAAACGAGGAUAUGAACACAGCACCUCGGCCGACGCUCCUGCCAACAAGAGAAUGCAGUUGGCCCCACAACGCCACAUUCCCAAGAAAGGUGAAAUGUCCGAGGAGAAUGGAAGUGGAGAGGCUGGCCUUCAGGUGGAUGAGGGUAGGAUGCUUUUUAAGAAGCGUAGACACCUGAGCUGGUUAGAUGCGCCAGAUGAUGUUUACUUCCACGCUGAUGAGAACACAAGGAAGCUACGGAAGCAGCUGACCAUUGUGGCACAGAAGCGCUUGGCCCGUCGUCCCUGGAAGAUCAUUCCUCAGACCACGCGAUUGGUCAGCAAGAUCCGGUCGGCAGAGACUAUCGUCAUUGACUGAGCUGGUUAAGAAUUAAGUUUCACUUAAAUUAACGUUAGAAUGUAGAAUUUCAGUUUCAAGUUUAUGAUAUUUUUGUUUCAGUUUAUAAAAGAUGUCUGUGUGACACAACUUGGUUUAGGGACAAUUUUUCAAUAUCACAAAAAUUUUAACCUUAGCUGCAACUCAAAAGGCUUUGCAUGGUAGCCAUCUUGAAGGGCACUUCUUUUGUGCUAUAGGGAAACCUCCUUUGCGCAAACUCUGUGGAACAAAAGCGCAGGCUGGAAGAUGGCAGCCAUGUAAACCCCUAUAGCUGCACUGGUGAUCUGAUGGCAUUUUUUAGCCAUUGUCAAAGCAUAGCAUAAAGUGAUGUAACUUGUCAGUAUUAUUCAGGUUCAAUUGUCAUGCAAGGCAGAAAGUGACACCUUGUUUCAAUAUUCACAAGCAUUUUUGUAGACUUGCUGCUGUAUGUUAGCUCUUCGUAUUGUAUUAAUUCCAUAGAGUCUGUCAUUAAUACUCACUUUGUGUGUUUCUUUUUCCCCUCGUCUCAGUAGGAAAUAAGAACAUCCCAUGCGGCUUGAUGAAAGAAGUUACAUUUGUUUUCAGAAUUCUACCGCACGGAACAUGUCGUUUCCUAUUUUGAAAUGCUUUCUUGAAGGCAAGUUAUACCCCAGCUCAGUUGCCGUCUUUUUUUAACAUUGCAUUCACUACAAUAAGCCAAAUGAACGGCUAUCCACACACGUCCUCAUUAAACAGCCCUGUGGCCCAUGUAAAAUAUUUUGUGAAUGCUUUUAUCGUGCUGAAAACAAAUCAACCUUUGGAGGGAGGACUUUCAAUUAAUGAAAUAAAAUUUCCUACAGUGUGCUUAGUUUAGUAGUUACAUUUUUCCAAUCUUCGGGGAUAGUAGAGGUGUAUUUACCCUACAACCUUCAAGCCCCUCCCCUUCCUUCCCAUGGGUGUUUCACAGCUCAGCCAACCAUGGAAAUUGAGUGUUUAUGCCGGGCAUUCUGAGUGGGGUCAUGCUAUUUAGUGUCAACAAGUAUCAAGUAGCAUCAACAAGUAUAUUUAAGCAAAAAAAAAAA
Molecule: messenger RNA, 3454 nt
Organism: Acanthaster planci (crown-of-thorns starfish)
Lineage: Eukaryota; Metazoa; Echinodermata; Asteroidea; Valvatida; Acanthasteridae
Product: metastasis-associated protein MTA3-like
Biological process (GO): negative regulation of transcription by RNA polymerase II
Cellular component (GO): NuRD complex; nucleoplasm
Molecular function (GO): histone deacetylase binding; sequence-specific DNA binding; transcription coactivator activity
Source: RefSeq, a predicted model, not a curated record